Molecule: messenger RNA, 2925 nt
Organism: Microplitis demolitor
Lineage: Eukaryota; Metazoa; Arthropoda; Insecta; Hymenoptera; Braconidae
Gene: Atg9
Product: autophagy-related protein 9A
Exons: 8
Coding region: 343-2829 (828 amino acids)
Biological process (GO): autophagy of mitochondrion; protein localization to phagophore assembly site
Cellular component (GO): autophagosome; phagophore assembly site
Source: RefSeq, a predicted model, not a curated record
GUUCGGUUGAGUUUAGGUUAGCAAAGUCUGUAUCACAAAGAAAAAAAAAAGGCAAAAUGGUGUGUCAUACAAAACAGUCGUAAUACUGGAAACAAUCAAAUGUUUAAAUUUUUAGUGAUUAAAUUAACACAAAACUUUUUUCAAUAUGUGAGAUAUAGUACUCGUAUUAUUUUAAAAUUUAAAUAAGUACGUGUCGUUCGUGAAAAAGAAAGAAAAUCAACAUCGAAGCUCAUUCAACAUUGUCCGCGUUGUCAUCUCGACCUCACAAAUGACCUGCAUUUUAUUUGUUUGGAGUGCAAGUGUUGAUUGGUAGGUAUUUAAAUUGAAUGAUGAAAUGAAAGAAUGAAACGUGACACUAUUAUUACCUGCGUGGAGCCAAAUCACAGAGUAAGAACGAUGACCACAGUACUUGAUGGCAGCUAUCAACAACUCGAUCCUUACUCUGCGGAAAAUGGAGAUGGCGAAGGAGAUGAUCCUGACGAAACACCACAUGAAUCAGGUGUUAUGAUUCAUGUGGUUCCGGAAGGUGGAAAAUCGCGAUGGAACCAUAUAGAAGAUUUAGAUUCAUUUUUUACUAGGAUGUACCAUUAUCAUCAAAAACAUGGUUUUGCUUGUAUGAUGUUACAAGAAAUUUUAGAGCUUGGUCAAUUUAUUUUUGUUGUCGGAUUUUCAACCUUUCUGUUUCAUUGUAUAGAUUAUUCAGUACUAUUUAAGGAUAAAGUAAUAGAUAAUUCUUCGCACAAAACAUCAAUGAGUGAUGCAAUAUUAUCGUCUAAUGAAAUUUUAUCGUCCAUGGGAUUAAUAACGUGGAUAUGUAUUUUAAUAGCUGCAAUAUUUUGGAUACUACGUGCUGUGAAAGUUUUGUAUCAUUUAACACAAUUUUGGGAUAUUAAAAUGUUUUUUAAUAUCGCAUUAAAAAUAGAUGACAAUGAUCUUGAUAAUUUAACCUGGCAUGAAGUUCAAAAACGCAUCAGAGAGGUACAGAAAGAUCAAGAGAUGUGUAUUCAUAAACGAGAAUUGACUGAAUUAGAUAUUUAUCAUAGAAUAUUGAGAUUUAAAAAUUAUAUGGUAGCUAUGAUUAACAAAUCACUUCUACCAGUUAGACUUAAGGCUCCAAUUGUUGGCGAAUUUAUUUUUAUGACACGAGGAUUAAAAUACAACAUGGAGUUGUUACUAUUUUGGGGACCAUGGUCACCUUUCGAAAAUAAUUGGCAUCUUAAAGAAGAUUAUAAAAAAUUAAAUAAGAGACAAGAACUUGCAAGGAUGUUGUCCAAACAAAUACUGUGGGUUGGAUUAGCUAAUUUUAUGUUAUGUCCUCUUAUAUUACUAUGGCAAAUUUUAUACUCAUUUUUUAACUAUGCUGAGAUAAUUAAAAGAGAACCAGGGACAUUGGGAACACGAAUGUGGUCCCUGUAUGGUCGUCUUUAUUUACGACACUUUAAUGAACUAGACCAUGAAUUAAACGCACGUCUAAAUCGUGCUUAUCGUCCAGCAUCCAAGUACAUGAGUAUUUUUACAUCACCUGUUAUGACAGUAAUAGCUAAAAAUAUAGCCUUUAUUUGCGGAAGUAUUCUUGCAGUUUUAUUAAUUCUCACAGUAUACGACGAGGACGUUUUAACAAUAGAACACAUGCUUACAACAAUGACAAUUCUCGGAGCGAUGGUAGCUGGAGCCCGUGCGUUUAUUCCAGAUGAAAAUCUUGUCUGGUGUCCGGAAACACUUCUUACAGCUGUUUUAGCGCACACGCAUUAUCGGCCAGACAGUUGGAAAGGUCAUGCUCAUACACAAACUACGCGAGCACAAGUCGCCCAAUUAUUUCAAUACCGAGCUGUUCAUUUAUUAGAAGAAUUAUUGUCGCCACUUCUCACGCCAUUUAUUUUAUGUUUCUAUAUGCGACAACGAUCUCUUGACAUCGUUGACUUCUAUCGUAAUUUUACUAUUGAAGUUACUGGGGUCGGUGACGUGUGCAGUUUUGCUCAGAUGGAUGUGAGGAAACACGGGCAUCCUAUGUGGCAAACUCUGCCUGUCACUCCUGAAGAGGAUCGUACUGAUGGCUAUAAUAAUUAUGGUGGAGAGCGAAAUACUCUUCAGAUUCCAAUGUCUAAUCAAUAUACUCAAGCUGAGGAUGGAAAAACAGAGUUAUCAUUGAUACACUUUACGUUAACGAAUCCCGAGUGGAAACCACCGAGUCACGCUGAAACGUUUGUCACGGCCUUACGAGAGAGAGCUAAGAAAGAAGUUGACAUAAUACCAGGGGACAUAAAUCCACUGAUGGCUAGUCUUAAUAGUCUUUCCAGUCUUGGACCAGGAUAUAAUGAUAUCGUGGCCAACAUAAUUUGUAAUACAGUAGUCAAUCACGUCAGCGUUCCAAGUAUGAGUAACGUAUUUGGAAAUCAAUCAGCAGCGACAACGUCAAUCGGUGCUGAUGCGUCCAACAAUCGUUCCGAUUGCUUAUCAAGCUUUGUCAGGAAAGGCAUGACUAAAGCUGAGGGUUUACUGCAUAAUGAACGAGGUCUGCUCUAUGGUUUGCAGCAAGGAAUAUCUAAUCAAUCUCUUGGUGCUUCCGUGUUUGGAUCCGGCCAAGAGUUAACACCUGAUUUCUCAGUCCCGAUAGAAUUCACUGCAGCUGAUAUGUCCCUAUCCACUUUGUACCUGCAUGAGCUUCAUCAUAAACAAAUAAGAAGAAGAGGUUACCAAGAAAUGGCCACUAGAAGUAUAUGGCAACGGAGUCCAGUUCAAGAAUUGUCUACUUUGUCAGAAGUAAGACAAGAAAGAGCCCCAUUAUUAAAACAUCAAGAUUCUUCGAUACGAUCAACACGAGACUCUUAGUAUCAUUAAAUAAUUUAAUUAUCGACUAGAUUAUUGGUGCAAUCGUAAUCAUUUAAAAUUAAUAAAAUAUUUUUAUUGACAAAAAUUUAAGUUUAC